GGGCCCACGAAAGCAUAAAACCAACCCAGCAGUGCGCUUCGCUUUGGCAAGGCCACAAAGACAGUGCCAUUACUUCGCACCCUCCGGAGAUUUACUGAUUCAGCUGGCGACCCCUCGGUUGGGGAAGCAUCAAGCGCUGCAUGCUGGAAGUUCAAGCGGGACAUCGGGGAGCAGCCCAAGGUGCAAAAUGCUCCCUCAUGGUAGCAGGUCCGGGACAGGUGAGCGAGGCUCUGUCCCACUCGGGAGAAGAUGCUGACCCCGCCGACCAGGAGUGGUCCAACCAGCUUCGUCCCUGCGUCCUCGGGGAGAUGGAUUCAUUCUGCUUUGCAUGUUUCCAGAAGGAGGAGCUGCAGCCCUUACAACUGAACAGUGUGACAAUGAGUGCGGGCUCUAUUGAGCAGGAGCCUUCACGCAAGCUGGCCUGCUGUGGUGUUCCCCUCAUCACGGAGGACAUGCAGUCGCUGGCCAUCCGCACGCUCUCCGGCACGGACAUCAACAAACACUAUGACCUCAUCCGUGAGCUGGGAAAAGGAACUUACGGCAAGGUGGACCUCGUCUCCCACAAGAGCACAGGCACCAAGAUGGCACUGAAGUUUGUCAACAAGAACAAGACCAAGCUGAAGAACUUCCUGAGGGAGUUCAGCAUCACCAAUACGUUGUCCUCAAGCCCCUUCAUCAUCAAGGUCUUUGACGUGGUCUUUGAGACUGAGGACUGCUACGUCUUCGCCCAGGAAUAUGCGCCGGGCGGAGACCUCUUCGACAUCAUUCCUCCACAGGUGGGGCUGCCUGAGGACAUGGUGAAGCGCUGUGUGCAGCAGCUGGGCCUGGCGUUAGAUUACAUGCACAGCAAAAACUUAGUGCACCGGGACAUCAAGCCGGAAAACGUGCUCCUUUUCGACCGCGACUGCCGGCGCGUCAAGCUGGCCGACUUCGGCAUGACGCGCAAGGUGGGGUGCCGGGUGAAGCGCAUCAGUGGGACCAUCCCGUACACGGCCCCCGAAGUGUGCCAGGCCGGCCGGGCCGAGGGCUUCGCCGUAGACACCAGUAUUGACGUGUGGGCCUUUGGGGUGCUCAUCUUCUGCGUGCUGACGGGCAACUUCCCCUGGGAGGCCGCCUCAGCUUCGGACACGUUCUUUGAGGAGUUUGUGAGGUGGCAAAAGGGGCGCCUGGCCGGCUUGCCCUCCCAGUGGCGACGCUUCACAGACAACGCGCUACGGAUGUUCCAGCGCUUGCUGGCCCUCGACCCGGAGAAACGUUGCCCUGUGAAGGAGGUCUUCUUUUUCAUCAAGUACGACCUGAUGUCGGAGGUCCGCCGGCGGCCGUCGUACCGCUCCCGCAAGCACACCGGGGACAAGCUGUCCGCCGGCCCUCACCGCCACGAGACGCCCAGCGCCUGCACCCCAACGCCCCUCAAGAGGACCAUCCUGACGGAAGGCAGCGUCUCCCGGCUGUCCGCCUCAGAGUCCGGCCUCCCUUCCCCAGGGGGAGGGAACAGAACUGAUGGCCGUCAGGACAAAGGCAAAGGCCAAAUGGUGCUGGCCACAGCCAUUGAAAUCUGCGUCUGACGAGGGCACGGCCGGCCCCUCUGUGCCUCACAGCCUGCAGUUAAGAUGUCAGCAACGCAGUGUCCUCUCCUGCUCUGGGACAGGCUGCGUGCAGAAGAAUUCCUUAUUAUCCCCAAAGGGACCAGGAUCCAUAUCUUUCAAAGCAAAAAAAAA
Messenger RNA from Elgaria multicarinata webbii, 1718 nucleotides. RefSeq names its product SH3 domain binding kinase 1 (gene SBK1). The record is from RefSeq and is a predicted model, not a curated record. Bases 141 to 1565 code for a protein of 474 amino acids. Gene Ontology annotation, biological process: peptidyl-threonine phosphorylation; peptidyl-serine phosphorylation. Lineage: Eukaryota; Metazoa; Chordata; Lepidosauria; Squamata; Anguidae. Gene Ontology annotation, molecular function: protein serine/threonine kinase activity; ATP binding. The transcript is spliced from 4 exons.